This is a messenger RNA of Setaria italica (foxtail millet), 2282 nucleotides long. Its product is annotated as UPF0496 protein 1. NCBI's taxonomy places the organism in Eukaryota, Viridiplantae, Streptophyta, Magnoliopsida, Poales, Poaceae. Bases 742 to 1881 code for a protein of 379 amino acids. The record is from RefSeq and is a predicted model, not a curated record. The transcript has 2 exons.
UCUCUCUCUCUCCUCGCUUGCUUGCUUCCACCAGGCAGCAAGCUCACCAAGCAGCAGCUGAGCCGCCUCCGUCCUCCUUGAGGAGAGAGAAACGGAAAGAGGCAGGCAGCGGGAGCACGCGCAAUUGCUGAGUUGCUGCUACACACAUCGCAGCAGUGCACACCACAUCCACACGCGCGCGCGCCCGGGGGAUGGAGUGACAAGCAUCGGGUUGCUUCCGGCGAUGGCCAUUGCCAACCCCGCGCCAUCCCCUUCGUCAUGCGUACAAGCCAUCCCCACAUCACCCCUCCACUACCUCCUCCUCCUCCUCCUCGCCUGACGGCAUCCGCCGCGCCGGCACCGCACCCCCGCAGAGCUCCACAAAACCCACCGCAAAUCCAUCCCCCCUCUUCCCCGGCCCCAGCAUUCAUUCCUCUUGCUUCCCCGAAACCUCGCGCUCGGUCUGACGCAACGCGCCUUCGAUCCCUGAGAUAAAGCCCGCCGCUUUCCGCCCCUUCCGCCAAAUCCAGUUCUUGAUUUUUCCCGAGCUCUCGGAAUUUCUCUAUUGGUUUGGUUCUUGGGAACCCCUUAGGUUGCCAGAAUCCUUGGGUUCUGCCAAUGCUCGCUGGUUUGAUCCAUUUUAGUUCCUGAAACGUUUCUUGAUUAUUUGGUCCUAGAUUCCAUUCGUCCAAGGGGAGUUUUUUUUUCCCUUUUUGGGGGUUUCUGAUUUGAGUGUGUCACCUAGCGUCUCUGCUUCCGGCAAUGGGGAACGGCCACAGCAGCGGCAGCAGCAGGCGUCCGGAGACGUCGGAGCCGGCGCUGCCGCCUGAGGCGGCGCCGGCGGAGGAGCUGAGCUCGUACGAGGCGGCGUGCCAGUCGGACCCGGAGCUGCGCACGUUCGACACGACGCUGCAGCGGCGCACGAGCCGCGCCAUCUCGACGCUGGCGGUGGGCGUCGAGGUGCGUUCGCUGUCGCUGGACUCCCUCCGCGAGGUCACCGGCUGUCUCCUCGACAUGAACCAGGAGGUGGUGCGCGUCAUCCUCGACUGCAAGAAGGACAUCUGGAAGAGCCCCGAGCUGUUCGACCUCGUCGAGGACUACUUCGAGAGCAGCCUCCACACCCUCGACUUCUGCACCGCGCUCGACAAGUGCCUCAAGCGCGCCCGCGACUCACAGCUCCUCCUCCACGUCGCGCUCCAGCGAUUCGACGACGAGGAGGACGCCGCCGCCGCCGCCCCCUCCGCCCGGUACGCGCGCACGCUGCACGAGCUGCGCCAGUUCAAGGCAGCCGGCGACCCCUUCACGGAGGAGUUCUUCGCCGCCUUCCAGGCCGUGUACCGGCAGCAGCUGACCAUGCUGGAGAAGCUGCAGCAGCGCAAGCACCGGCUCGACAAGAAGAUCAAGACCAUCAAGGCGUGGCGCCGGGUGUCAAGCAUCAUCUUCGCGACCACGUUCGCGGCCGUCCUCAUCUGCUCGGUGGUUGCCGCGGCCAUCGCUGCCCCGCCUGUCGCUGCCGCGUUGGCCGCGGCCGCUGCAGUUCCCCUGGGGUCUAUGGGGAAGUGGAUCGAUUCAUUGCUGAAAGGGUAUCAGGACGCGCUCCGAGGACAGAAGGAGGUGGUUAGCGCAAUGCAGGUCGGCACGUUCAUUGCCAUCAAGGAUUUGGACAGUAUCAGAGUUCUCAUCAACCGGGUGGAGGUGGAGAUCAGCUCAAUGAUCGACUGUGUAGAGUUUGCAGAGCGGGAUGAGGAGGCGGUGAAAUUUGGGGUGGAGGAGAUCAAGAAGAAGCUGGAAAAUUUCAUGAAGAGUGUUGAGGAUCUUGGGGAGCAGGCAGACCGGUGUAGCCGGGAUAUCCGACGGGCUAGGACCGUCGUGCUGCAAAGGAUCAUCCGGAAUCCAAACUGAAAAGAAAAAAAAAAGAGGAGGAAUGUAAGGGAUUGGUGACAGUGAUGUGCAUGAAAGGGUCUGUGGCUUAGACGAAGAAGCAAACAAAGUAAUGAUUGUCCUAAAGCAACAAAUAAUGCUCGUGGACUUGUGUGAAGAAGAAUCCGCAUAACUAACUUAUAUGUUCCUUAUCCAAUUGUCUGAUAUUUAUGGUUAAGAACACCGGCAUGAUUCUUUUCCCCUCCUUAUACCUUAUUUUUAGGACAUCACUAUACUGUUCUCUGGGUAGUAUACUCGUAUCCCUAUAUAUCUCUCCUAAUAAUCGCCAUGAGAAAUGCUGAGUGUAUUUGGCACUGGGAGUGCUGCCUGUUUCUUUCACCUCUGACAUUCAGUUGAAGCCAAAGAGGUACUUGUGCACCGUU